Messenger RNA from Corylus avellana, 1531 nucleotides. RefSeq names its product ARM repeat superfamily protein. Gene Ontology annotation, molecular function: protein binding. Lineage: Eukaryota; Viridiplantae; Streptophyta; Magnoliopsida; Fagales; Betulaceae. The record is from RefSeq and is a predicted model, not a curated record.
CACAGAGCCCAACCCUCCAACCCCAACCCCCACCUCCCUUCUUUUAUGACUGUUGCUUAACGCCACCCCCACCUUUCGUUUCUUUUGAAACACACCGCUCUGAUUUUUCGCGUGCCUACUUUUCUUCCAUGGAGUGCGCCGCCGAGAGCCACAGCCCCGACGCCAACCCCGACGGCGACAGCGGGCUGCAGCGACCGCACUCCUCGUCCUCGGCCGUCAAGCGCGCGCUCAAGCUCAUCCAAUCCGGCGACUCCGAUUGCAGGCUGGAGGCGGCGCGCGAGAUCCGGCGGCUGACGAAGAGCUCGCAGCGGUGUCGGCGCCAGCUCGCCCAAGCCGUGAAUCCGCUGGUCGCCAUGCUCCGAGCCGGCUCCCCCGAGUCCCACGAGGCCGCCCUCCUUGCGCUCCUCAACCUCGCCGUCAAAGACGAACAGAAUAAGAUCAGCAUUGUGGAAGCUGGUGCGUUGGAACCCAUAAUUAGUUUCCUCAAGUCAGAGGAUUUAAACCUACAGGAGUAUGCAGCUGCAUCUAUGCUUACUCUGUCUGCUUCAACCAUCAACAAGCCAAUUAUAAGUGCUUCUGGUGCCGUUCCUCUCCUUGUAGAAAUUCUUAGACAUGGAAGCCCACAAGCCAAGGCUGAUGCUGUAAUGGCCCUUUCCAAUCUGUCAACACACCCUGAUAAUAAUCUUCAGGUCAUUCUUGAAACAGAACCAAUCCCUUCAAUAGUUCAUUUGCUCAAAAGCUGCAAAAAACAUUCAAAAACCGCCGAAAAAUGCAGUGCUCUCAUAGAAUCUUUAGUGGGUUUCGAUGAGGGCAGAACAGCCUUGACAUCUGAAGAAGGUGGAGUACUUGCGGUUGUGGAGGUGCUUGAAAAUGGGUCUAUCCAAAGUCGGGAGCAUGCGGUUGGAGCAUUACUGACAAUGUGUCAAAGCGACCGAUGUAAAUAUAGGGAACCAAUUCUUAGAGAAGGUGUAAUACCUGGACUUCUUGAGCUCACUGUUCAAGGAACACCCAAGUCCCAGUCUAAAGCACAAAGGCUCUUGCAGUUACUGAGAGACUCUCCUUAUCCAAGAUCUGAGCUUCAACCUGACACACUGGAGAAUAUAGUGUGCAACAUUAUCUCUCAGAUUGAUGGAGAUGAACAAUCAGGUAAAGCAAAGAAGAUGCUGGCUGACAUGGUGCAAGUUAGCAUGGAGCAGAGCUUGAGACAUUUGCAGCAAAGGGCUCUUGUAUGCACGCCAACUGAUCUGCCUAUUGCUACUUGUACUUCUGAAGUUUCUUCAAAGCGAUUGUUUUAGUUGCGGCUUUGUUUUUUUCUUUUUCUUCUUCUUUUUUCCAUAUGGGGUUUGUAAGAUGUAAUUUUCCAUAGCGAGAAGAAAGAAAAUAAGGUAUAGUGAUGCCAGUCCAGGCCGUCUAUGUUGGUACCGGGUGACUGGUAAAACUGUCAAUAAACUUAAAAGUUGUAUGGUUUAAAGCAUAAUUUUGUAAAGAAAAUGUUGUAUGAAUGUUAUACAGAUGGUAAAGGUUUUCCUUC